CGUAUAUUUCGUUGCAGGGCUGCUAACGCGAUGUCCUUUUGUUUGUCAACAAAUAGUUUAACUUUUUAAAAUGUUAUACCAGUGAUUUAGAUAAAAAAUGUGUGUUCGGUGAUUAGUUUUGUGUUAUUGUCUGUUAUAAAAUGAGAACGCUUAAAGUUUAGUGCAUCAAAAUGGAUGGAGCGAACGCAGAUUCGGAUCAUUCUAUGACUUGGGAAGACUUUUUCGGAAGUACAACAGACCUCACUCCCACUCUCAUUGGAAUAUACGACGCCCUCCUCGAACCAGCAAAGAGUUUAAGGUCAGAUGCGAUCCGCCUAGAAACAGCCAAAGAUGCUAGGAACGACCCACCAGUACAAAACAUUCCAAAAACAAUGACAGAAGAUAAGGACAGCGCGAAAGCAGACGUUUGCUCCAGCCCACCAAAAGACCCAUCGAAAAUCGCAGGCAGCGUCAAACUUCCCAUUGCCUCGCUUAACAAAAGUUCCCUCUACAACAUUCGAACUAAAAGUGAUAACAAUGGUGCUAGUGAUAAAUGUGACUUUACCAGUGAUGUCGAUGUUAAUAACAAACCGCAAAAGGUAUUCAAAGAAACGAAAACAGAAACUGCAUUCGAUAACCUUUCGCCGAACGUUAAACGAAUGUUGUCCAGUGCAUCUGAGACAACGACGUUGCGAUUUCAAAAGAAAACAAUCAGUAUUGCUAGAUCAUCAACUCGUAAAUGUAAUAUUCCUUUAGUUGGAGCUACAUCCAAAAUAUCUCAAUCCGGUGUCGAAAUAUUGCCAUCAGUAGAAAUUUAUGAUCAGCCAUGCGGACUAAAAUCAUUUGGCAAAAUACCGGAUGAAAAAGUAGAAUCUCCCCAAAAAUUAAUUCGACCGGAAUUUAAAAUUGAUGAGCCAGAAACAUAUGACGUUCCCACAAAUAAUCAACUGGCUAUAUACGAUGUACCUAAUAAUAAUAAAACCGCUUUCGAAUCAUUAUCCUUGCCAUACAUCGAUCAAUCUAUCGAACUCUCUAUAACUUCGAAUGAUAGAGAAUUCGAUAUAAAACUAUCAUCAAAAGACAAUUCUCCAUUGAAACCUGAAAAAACAUCAACGCCUGAGGUGUCACCGGCGAAAUUUCCAAAAACAAAUGAUGCAGUUAGUACUCUUCCUCGAAAAGAACCAAAAGAGGUAUCGAAACAGCUUAUGAAAUCAGGUCCUUUUCCGCAAGCAAUAGGAUCUACGGGAAACUUGAAAUUGGGAUCAGAGAAAGAAGUGGUGCGACUCAAUCCGCCUGUACAAGUGACUAGACCGCUUUCCAUGAGUUCCAUUGCUUCGUCAAGUUCAACAUCAAGCAGUGGUGUUCAAAAUAAGGGAGGAGUGAACUCCGCAUACCUUGCUUCGAUCGAGAGCUUGGACGACCAUAGUGAUGUGGACAUGACAUCUGCUAAUGGAAGCAAUAACUUUGUUAAUAACGCUGGGGUGUUGAAGGCGAGCAUAUCAGAAGAGAGUCGAACGGAGACGAUACCAAGACAGAAUGUAUUCGAGGAGCUAUCUGGAUUAUCGCAGCUGGAGCGGGUCUGUGCUGAAAUAGUGCAGACUGAGAAUGUUUAUGUUGAAGAUCUGCGACAAGUGGUCGAGGGAUACCUGCAUGUAUGGCGAAGGGACUCAACGUUUUCGGACGAUGAGCUAUCGGAGCUGUUCAACAACAUCGAAGAUAUUUACGCAUUUAACAAAUCGCUCUGCACAGAGCUAAACGCCUGCCGCCUAGACGCAACAUGCAUAGCGCGUUGCUUCGUAAACAACACUACUGGUUUCUCAGUAUACACCUCUUACUGUACCGGGUAUCCUCGUACUAUGGCACGAUUAGCAGCACUAGCCUCGAAAUCACAGAGUGCAAGAGAGUUCAGAGAGAGACAACUGGAGUUAAACCACCCUUUGCCACUAGCGUCGUAUUUAUUGAAGCCAGUGCAACGGAUUUUGAAGUAUCAUCUGUUGCUACAGAACGUAGUAAAGCAAUGUGCAUCCUGCGAGACUGAGUACGCACUACUCAAGAUGACAGGGAUAGCGCAACACAUUGACGACAUGAAGCGACGGCACGAACAUGCUGUUAGAGUGCAAGAAAUCCAAUCAUUACUAUACGGUUGGAACGGGCCGGACCUGACUACAUAUGGAGAGCUGUGUGCCGAAGGGACAUUUAGAGUUUUCGGCGCGAAGGCGAUGCGACACGCCUUCCUCUUCGAUAAAAUGUUGCUAGUUACAAAAAAUAGAGAAGACGGCAUUCUUGCGUACAAGUCGCAUAUUAUGUGCAACAACAUGAUGCUAGUGGAAUCUAUAGCGGGCGCUCCGCUAUCGUUCCACGUGAUACCGUGGGACGCUCCGAGAGCACAACUCACGUUACAAGCGAGAUCGCCGAGACAUAAGCGAGAAUGGACCUUAUUGUUAAAACGGGUCAUACUAGAAAACUACAACGCAGUUAUACCAUCGCACGCGCGUCAGCUUGUAAUGGAGUUGGGACAGAAUAAAACUGAUGAUGAUAUUCUAGCGGAGAAAUCACACAACCUCAUAUCACAAGCGUCGAUGCGUAAACAACUAUCUGCGCCCGAGUAUCUCGAAAAACGUAAAUUAGAACGAGAAAGGCGAAAAUCAUUCGAAAACGGUAUACGAGGAAGAUUGAAGAAAAACAGGAAAAAUACCGUUCCAAAUUCAAGAGACACCAGUCAAGACUGUGAUUGUGCUCAAGUUUCCAUCGAAAAAGGCACAGACUAUACAUGCGAUAAUUGCUACAUAGAUCUGUGUUCAGAUUGCGAAGGAGAUUCCAAAGAUAAAUGUAACUGCAAAAAUGAUGUUGUGUCCACAGAAAAAUGCCCAGAAUGCGAUCGAGCACUACAUUACAUUGAUUCUGGAAGCGUUGAACAUAUAGAGAGAAAGCCCAGUUGCAAAUGUUCAGACUUUAAAUCUUCCCAAGAAAGUGUUAGCAAAGAAUUUAGUGGAUCUUUGAAUAAAACUAGAAACUUCCACUCCUCUGAUAAUAUCGUGGGAUAUACUGAAACGAAGAGCAAGGAAGAUCUAACUGAUACUUUAGGCGUUAAAAGACAGAGAACAUGUCUUAAAUGUGCGAAAAUUAAAGAAAAUAUUCCAGUCACUGAUUCUAUGGGAACGCUUCACACGAGGAAGUCAAGGUGUAUCGAAAAUGAUAAGCACAAAACGGAUACCUUAAGAUCAAAGUCCAAAGAUGAUCCUCAAAGAUCGAAACUUUCUAAAAUUGGUACUUGGAGGCGAAAAUCUGAACCAGGCUUGCAACAAAAUGCACAAGCCUUCCUUACAAAGCGAUCUCAAGAUAGUGAUAGUGAAAGAAAUGACGGUCGGAACGAUAAGAUAGAAUUUGAAUGCCGUAACUGUGGUUCAAAUAAAAUCAGCAAGAAAAUGAAGUCUAGCGAACUCAUUUCUGAUAAUGAAACGGAGAAUAGAAAGCGGAACGUUAUAUCAAAACAGAUUCUAGAAAUUAAAAUGUACAACACUAAAAAUAUACCCAAGAAAAUAUCGAAAAUCAAAAAGAAUAGAGCUAAAGGACGUUUCGGGACAGAUACUACUACAAGAUUUUAUACUGAUUUUUCAAGUGAUGUAUCAACAGAAAAUAUUUUGCAUAUAUCGGAGUCGAAUGAUAGCCUCAAUGUUGAUAAGCCAAAACUAACAACACAGAUCUCUUUACCGGACAAAAUCAGUAAAGAUGAAGAUAUCGAUGAAGAGACGUAUAAAAAACUAAUAGAGAAAACAGAUUCAUUUAAAAAGAAUGAGUUGGAAAAAGUCAAGUACUUAAAUAAACAAAAAAUCAUUAACGAAGGAACUGAAACUGAGGAGAAACCUAGUGAAGUACAAGAUGAUAUCCAAGAAAGUUGUGAAGAAAAUGAACAACCGUUAGAACAAAUUAUAUCUCAACUUCUAAUGCAAAAUAGGGAAUUCCAGAAGCUAUUGAAAAAACAGCAACAAAGAAACAGCGCUCAUAGAAGACAUCAAAGACUAUUAAAAUCUCACUCGAUACCUGAUCAAGAGAUACUUGCACGAAGCGAUUUAACCAAAUUAAAACCCAAAUUUACCCGGCAAAUGUCCGAAAAUCUAGAACUUUCGAUCGACGAAGAUAAUAUGGAUGAUAACGAAGUGGUUGAAAUGGAUAAAGAAAAUGUAAUGUCAGAUGAUGAUCACAUUUACGAAACACUAAGAAUGGAAAAGCGCGUUGAAGAAAGUUUACAUGCACUCAAUAUCAAAAGUAAAAUAAUACAACAUCAGCCUCAUUUACCUAUUAAAAAGUCACCACCAAGUUCCUUAACGCAAAUUACAUCAGAAAUUCCGAGACUAGGUCCCGAAUCUGACUAUGUUUAUUUGUCGUUUGAUGAAAUUAAAAAGAAUCGAGACGCAUUAGACGAUGGCAUUUAUGAUGUUCCUGUAAAAACACCUGAAAAAGUGGUGAAUCCACAUCCACAAAAUAAACGCAAAAGUUCAGAUUACUAUGUAACAAUGGAGAACCAAGGACCACCUGUCGCUAAUGAAGAAAACCUCUACGAUAAUUUAAUAGACGUAUGUAGACGAAAGAAAGAAGUGCCCAAUACUUUACCUACUGACUAUUUACCCAUGAAUCCAGAUCAUCAAAGUCCAAACACACCUGAGAUUUGGUUGAGUCGUCAAAAGGACCAUUUUAAUGUUUCAAGAGAUAGAAAAUCCGGUUCGUUGCCUCGAAGUUUCCAAGUACCAACGAAUGGUCAAGAUGAAACUAACUUAACUACGUUUAAAUGUAAACCAAACAGUAAUAGUAAGACUUACCUAAAUAGAGAUGGCAAAGUUAUGAGCGUUGAUCGACCAUUCACGAUUGCAGCAGAUCAAAGUGAAAUAAGUUAUGAUGAUGUAGAAGCAUAUAUGAGUGAAAAUGAUAUAUUAAAAUUUAAUAAGAGCACUAAGUCUACUGACGAUUCGCAAAACAUCAGUAAAUCAACACUAGAACUUGAAGAAGAAAUAGAUCGAUGCUAUAAAAACAAUUUUGAAAAGAUUAAAUUAGACGCUAAUAAAAAUGAAAACAUUGUUAAUUCUCAGACUAAUUUAGACAUAUCAGUGACAUCGUCAUGUGAAGCCUUAACAAUUCAACAGAAUAACACAAAAAUUGUGGACGUUAUACAUCCAGAACAUAAAAUUUAUAAACCAAAUGGUAAUGUGCUGUCACUGAAAAAUGUUUUAAGCCGUUUCAAAAACCGUACACCACCUAAAAGCGAAGAAACAGAAGUAAACGCUAACGAUACCAACAAUCAAGAUACUAAAACUGAUCUAAAAAGUCCAACAAGCGAAAAAAGAUCUGCUUUAAAUCCAAGGAGUUAUUCUAAAAACUUGCUACAAAGAUUCCGAAGCAUUAUAGGCGAUGAACAUUCAGAUGACAAUCAAAAUAAAAUCGAUCCGAAUAAACCAUCAAAGCCAUUCGACGCUAACGAUAUCAAAGUUAUUAUAACAUCAACAGAUAACAGUCCAACAACUUCGACUAUUCUUUAUUCAGCUAACGCCGAUGCUUUGAGUAGAAGUGUAUGUGAAAAGAGUACAAUAAAUGAAAAUCAAAUAGAGAAAAACAAUUUAGAAGUUAUGUCACAUAGCUGUGAUAAUCUAAACCAAAAGCCUACAUUAUUCAGACCUCCGUUUGAAAAGAGCAUGAGCAUGGUGACAUCGAUAUCAAGUUCUAUGAGCAGUACGCCCUCUCCUUCAAAAUCAAAUAAUAGUUCCUAUCAAAGUUUGAAUAAACUGCCUAUUUAUAUGCAGGGUAGUAAGCAUUUAGGCGCUAGGAUAGCCCAGUCAGAUUACGUAGAUCCAACAACUUUAAUUAGUGAGAAAAAUGAAAUGAAAAACAUCAAUGUGCUAAUCAACAAAAACGCAGUGCGACCGGAUAGUCUAUUCUCAAAUUCCUCAUUUGUUACUUCAUCCAGUGAAAGUACAUAUCAAGAACCACAAAAUAAAGUAACUGUGUGUCAAUCAGUUGUGACUGAAUCUACUGAAUCAAGCCAUAUCAAUUCAGAUGAAAGUUUUUAUGAGAAAACAUUUGAGAAGCUUGAACAUUUUACUGGCGAAGAUGUGUUUAGAGAUUCAGCUGUUUAUUCUGAUCAAGAAGAAACGGUUGAUAAAGAAACUGAAAAUAAAGUAGUGAAUAAACCCUUAAAUCGAGUUGAAAGUAUCAAGCGUAAUUCUUCAUUUAAAGCAAAGAAAACUGUCAUUGCCAGUAUAUCAGAGAAGGCUACAAUUCAAACCGUUACUACGAGUAAAGUUCAAAAUGUGACUAGUAAUAAAAGUAACAUAUCUAGUACAGAAAGAGUAGUUAAAACUAAAGUUGCACCUCCAGUACCUAUAAAACCUAAGAUAACCCAAAUACCGUCGGUAUCUACAGUUCAAACUAAAUUAGUAGCUAAUAAAAACAUGAGUAAGAAUAAAGAACAGUCUUCAUCUACAGAGUCUGUGAAUACACGAACGAUUAAACGAAAUACAGCUGUGAAACCGGCAUUUACAAGAUCAGACUCGACUCCUAUAGCGAAGAAUGAAGACAAACUAAAAAGUAAAGCAGAAACGAAUACAGUUAAAGAAAAACAAGAGACGAAAGAAUCCGAAGAAGAAAAGAGUACAAUUCAAAUGACUAGACUUACAUUCGAACGAGCGAGUUUAGAUUCAGCCACACGAAAACGUGUUGUUGAAACCAAAAGAUCAUCAGUGGAACAGCCAAAACCGAAAUCAGUGUUAGAAAGGCGAAUGGAGAUUGAACAAAUGUCAAAAACACAAACCAAGCCUGUACAGAAUAAAAAGCCGAUACAACCGGCUAAACCGAAGUCAAUUACAACCAAAGUAGCCUCCUUUGAAAGAACUACAGAUGUAAAAGAAAUGGCUACAGUGAAAUCCAACAUUCCCGCAAAUAAAAACAGUAUUACUGAAUCUGAAACCACCGACGAACAAAAGGGAAGCUGGGUUAAACAAGUAGUCAACAAAUUUCAAUGAUGUACUGAGCAUUUAAACGAAUCCGUCUCAAUUUUUUACUCCCGUUUUCCUCUUUGGAGUCCUCCUUGUUAUUUCGUUGUAAAUAUUCCUUUUUAUAUCAAACCUCCUUGGCUUGAUGUUUUGUGCCAUAGACAAGGUUAUAUUUUUAUAGUAUGGCAACAGCACAAAUACGCACUCGCACAUUUGUAUAUAAAAGUAUUGUUAAUAGAUUUAUUUUGCUAUAUUAUAUUUAUUGAAAAGUGCCAUUACAUGCACUUAUGUUCAUAAUAAUAUAUUUGCAAAAUAUAUUUCCUCGUGCAAUGAAAUACGUUCGAUACUUAAAAUAUUUAUUUUUUAGUUCAUAAUCUUUGUUGUGUAGCUACUAACACCAAAAAGUAGUUCGUUUUAGUUUAAUGUAGAAUUUUCAUUUAUUUUAUGUUUUAUUUUUAAUUAACCACUUAAUUACUUAAUUUACAAUAACAGUUAUUAGCGAAUAUAAAAUCUCAUGUAUUUUUAAGAAUUCAAAAACUUACUUUUAGUAAUAUGUAUUGAAAAACUUCCGUGUAGGCAUAUGUUGCCAGACAUUAAAUUACAAUAAUUAUUAAUCUGUGCACAUUUUUUAUCUGUGCCUGUACCUACUCUGUAGAAAAUAUUAUAAGUUAACCUUUUGAAGACAAGUAUACUUAAUAUGUGGAGACUGUUAGCAAUAAGUUUAAUUUUUUCAAUUAAUAAACUGAACUAACCUUAGUAUUAUUAAAAUCUCAAUUGUAUUCAUGAUUUAAAUGUAUCUAUCGAAUUAUAUUAUACAAAUUGUAAUGUUUAUGAUUUAUGAAUAUUAUUGCAGAGUAUUUUUUUUUUCAAGUUUAAAACAUUCGAAAUUGAAAU
Colias croceus (clouded yellow) is the source of this 7853-nucleotide messenger RNA. RefSeq lists its product as uncharacterized. The record is from RefSeq and is a predicted model, not a curated record. Bases 171 to 6989 code for a protein of 2272 amino acids. Gene Ontology annotation, molecular function: guanyl-nucleotide exchange factor activity. NCBI's taxonomy places the organism in Eukaryota, Metazoa, Arthropoda, Insecta, Lepidoptera, Pieridae. The transcript has 11 exons.